Caenorhabditis sp. 36 PRJEB53466 is the source of this 1329-nucleotide messenger RNA. The record is from the annotation of a GenBank genome assembly. Lineage: Eukaryota; Metazoa; Nematoda; Chromadorea; Rhabditida; Rhabditidae.
AUGACUCAAAGUGUGCCUCGACAUGUGAGCCCAUACGCUCACGCACCGAAGAUAUUUGGACUCAAGUUCAAGGUGAUCCAAAGUGUUCGCAGGAAGCGAGAAAUACGGGACUGAACUUACAGAUCGCUUCCAGAGUGCUUCUGGUUUUCGAGGCAAUUCUUGGCAAACUCAUGUUGGUGCUAUCGAUCUGCUCGAUCAUUUAUUCUCCUUCGUGGUGUAAGCUCCGGAACUCCAGUGCCACAUACUUCAUCUUUCACAAUUUCAGAUCCGGUGUUCGUUAACUUUGCAUUUCUUUUCUUCGUGAUAUUCUCAAUCGUCACCUACAAUCUCUGUCUUUCGAAACAAUCAGCAAUUCACGCGUAUCCAAUGCUUUCUUACCAGGUAAAUUCUCUUUGAAUGCUUCAUAUUUUAAUUCAUGUUAUUUUGCAGUUAGUCACAAUGUUUUGGCUUUUGAUCUGGUUGUACGCAGCAUUAAAUGCAGUGGCCAGUGGAGUAAUGUGGUCCCUGGAAUCUCUCGGAGGACCUUCGUAGGCCACAACGAAUGUCCCCAUCAACUUUUUUUAUUUUCAGAACGAGCCGAGUCCGGACAUCUCACGAUAUCAAAGAUGCCAAUUAUGCGAAUCCAAAUGAGACGCACCCGGAAACGGCGCGAGGUGAGCCUAAUUAGUCCCUACAGAAUACUCAACUGACAUUUCCGCUUCUCCAUUUCAGCAAUCAAAUACGGAGCAGUAAUAGCGAGCCUCUGCGUGCUCAUAAUCAGCCUCAAAAUGCUUGCUUUCGUAGUCGCCAGAAGGACGUACUUUCAAGUGCUCAAAAUGCAGCACGAAUCGAUUGAGCAGGCCGUCAAGGUUGUGUCGAUAAUUGAACGUUUUUGAGACGGGGAGAGCCUUCCAAUUGAGAAGCGGUGCUUUCAAAACAACUAACAAACACAUUAAGCAAAAUAAAAAAACCAUUAGCCAUAAUUAUGCCCUUCCGAUUGCAAAUAAACUAUUCUGUACAUAAUGUGUCAUAAAACGGUCUCCUCGUCUCAAAACAGAAUCACUAGUAGUAGUUAGACAGUGAAUCGUUUCGCAGGAAUCCAACUUCGACGGAACCGAAAGCGAGAUCUCGAAUGUCGGCGGAACUUCGCCGUCCUAUCCAGUCGCCUAUCGGAACCGACCGCCGAAGCCGAAAAGAAUGGCGAUUUUGGAGGAAGUGCAGGUCGAAGAGUACACGCCGGAACCGUCACCGGCGCCGCGGAGAAUGAUCAAGAAGCCAGUUCAGAACUCGGAAUCAAAUCAAUCAGUGAAGUUCAAUUCACUGCCAAAAUACGAAGAAUCAGCAAUUUGA